Molecule: messenger RNA, 1209 nt
Organism: Acanthosepion pharaonis
Lineage: Eukaryota; Metazoa; Mollusca; Cephalopoda; Sepiida; Sepiidae
Source: the annotation of a GenBank genome assembly
AUGUUAGGCUUCUCAUUCCGUAUCUACAAUGUGUUAGGCUUCUCAUUCCAUUCCUACAAUGUUUUAAGAUUCUCAUUUCAUUCCAACAAUGUGUUAGGCUUCUCAUUCCAUUCCUACAAUGUGUUAGGCUUCUCAUUCCAUAUCUAUAACAUGUUAGGCUUCUCAUUCCGCUUCUCAUUCCAUUCCUACAAUGUGUUAGGCUUCUCAUUCCAUAUCUAUAACAUGUUAGGCUUCUCAUUCCGUAUCUACAAUGUGUUAGGCUUCUCAUUUCAUUCCUACAACGUGUUAGGGCUCUCAUUCCAUUCCUACAAUGUGUUAGGCUUCUCAUUCCAUAUCUAUAACAUGUUAGGCUUCUCAUUCCGUAUCUACAAUGUGUUAGGGCUUCUCAUUUCAUUCCUACAACGUGUUAGGCUUCUCAUUCCAUUCCUACAAUGUGUUAGGGCUUCUCAUUUCAUUCCUACAACAUGCUUCUCAUUCCAUUCCUACAAUGUGUUAGGCUUCUCAUUUCAUUCCUACAACAUGUUAGGCUUCUCAUUCCGUAUCUACAAUGUGUUAGGCUUCUCAUUCCAUUCCUACAAUGUUUUAAGAUUCUCAUUUCAUUCCAACAAUGUGUUAGACUUCUCAUUCCAUUCCUACAAUGUGUUAGGCUUCUCAUUCCAUAUCUAUAACAUGUUAGGCUUCUCAUUCCGUAUCUACAAUGUGUUAGGCUUCUCAUUUCAUUCCUACAACGUGUUAGGCUUCUCAUUCCAUUCCUACAAUGUGUUAGGCUUCUCAUUUCAUUCCUACAACAUGUUAGGCUUCUCAUUCCGUAUCUACAAUGUGUUAGGCUUCUCAUUCCAUUCCUACAAUGUUUUAAGAUUCUCAUUUCAUUCCAACAAUGUGUUAGGCUUCUCAUUCCAUUCCUACAAUGUGUUAGGCUUCUCAUUCCAUAUCUAUAACAUGUUAGGCUUCUCAUUCCGUAUCUACAAUGUGUUAGGCUUCUCAUUUCAUUCCUACAACGUGUUAGGCUUCUCAUUCCAUUCCUACAAUGUGUUAGGCUUCUCAUUUCAUUCCUACAACAUGUUAGGCUUCUCAUUCCGUAUCUACAAUGUGUUAGGCUUCUCAUUCCAUUCCUACAAUGUUUUAAGAUUCUCAUUUCAUUCCAACAAUGUGUUAGGCUUCUCAUUCCAUUCCUACAAUGUGUUAGGGCUUCUCAUUCCAUAUCUAUAA